ACCCAGAUUUCUCUUCACAAAAGGAUCAGUGCCUCAAUGGAACCCCUCCCCUAUGAAUGUAUUUUGCUUGCCAAAUGAAGGCUCCUUCAGCCUGCCAUUCAGGGGCCCUUAGGGGUGACUCCAGGUGAGCCAUCCAACUUUGUUAUCCUUGCCAUCCACUCAUCGCCACCUCCACCUGGCUCUGAGGCUGCAGAAGGACUGAGAGAUGAAACUGAGUCUGUCCUGGCAUUCAGAUGGGCACUGAGAACUGUUAUGUCUAUAGUUGUACAGCUGUAUAGUUGUAAGGCAAGCCCUGGUGCCAAAUUCAGAAAGUACAAAAGUGUACUCAGAAAAAAGCAAGCCUGAAGACAAGCUUGUUUGCUCUUUCUUUGCAAAUGCCUAAGUAUUCAGAAAGAACUAUUGGUCAAUUCAGUUUUGAAUGAGGAAGUGUUUGUGGUAGGAUGUGCAGUGAAAGAUACCAGGAUACAGAAUUGUUUCAAUUGCCAGCUCCCAAAGCUUCCACCCUGUUGUGACAUUGGGCAGGCAUUUACUCUCUCAGCCUCAGUCCCUUUAUCUGUAGAGCCAGCCUGACACAGGAGCACCUGCCACAGAGUGUAGUGAUCAGACUUAGAUAACUGUGUCCACUUAUACUUCCUAGCACACUACCUUGGUGCUCAGUAAGUGUUAGCUGCUGUUAUCAGUUUGUUAAAAAAAAAAAUUUUUUUUCCAUUUUAUGUGCAUUCAAAAAAAAAACUGGAAAGAAAUACACCAAAAUGUGAACAGUGAAAGAUCCUGAAUGGUGGGGAAAUGGUGACAUUUCUUUCUUUAUCCUUUUUUAUUUUCCAAGUCUUCUACAAUGAAUAGGUACAAUGAAUUUUUCCUUUUCUACUUAGAAAAAGAACAACAUACUUCAUUUUUUACAGGGGAAUACUCAGAACCCAUUUCCCAGAGGUUUGAGCUAGCUGGGUCCUGGUGCUUUCCUGUACUAACCACUGUUACUGUACUAGCAGUGACCCCUGCCAACAGCACCUCCCUCCUUACCCUCGAUGAUGUCUUUGUUUGCCCACAGGAGAGUCCAAGGGAUGGCUGCUGACAUGCAGAGGAAGAGGAGCAGCGAAUGCCCCGAUGGCACCCUGGCUCCUUCUGAUGGGCAGAGUAUGGAGAGAGCUGAGAGCCCCACACCAGGACUGGCUCAGGGAAUGGAGCCAGGUGCUGGGCAGGAGGGUGCCAUGUUCGUCCAUGCCCGUUCCUAUGAGGACCUGACUGAAUCGGAGGAUGGGGCAGCUUCUGGGGACAGCCCCAAGGAGGGUGUUGGGGGUCCUCCACCACUGCCUGCAGACAUGCGACAGAUCAGCCAGGACUUCAGCGAGCUGAGCACCCAACUGACGGGUGUGGCCCGAGACCUGCAGGAGGAGAUGCUGCCAGGAAGCUCUGAGGACUGGCCAGAGCCUUCAGGGGCAGCUGGGCGGCCAGCCACAGAACCCCCCAGGGAGGGCACAGGCGAGGGGGAUGAGGAGGAGGCUGCUGAGGCAUGGCGACUGCACCAGAAGCACGUCUUUGUGCUGAGCGAGGCGGGGAAGCCUGUGUACUCCCGCUAUGGGUCAGAGGAGGCACUUUCCAGCACCAUGGGUGUCAUGGUGGCCCUGGUGUCCUUCCUGGAGGCAGACAAGAACGCCAUUCGUUCUAUCCACGCAGAUGGCUACAAGGUAGUAUUCGUGCGCCGGAGCCCACUGGUGUUGGUGGCAGUGGCGCGCACGCGGCAAUCGGCGCAGGAACUGGCGCAGGAGCUGCUCUACAUCUACUACCAGAUCCUGAGCCUUCUUACCGGUGCCCAGCUGAGCCACAUCUUCCAGCAGAAGCAGAACUACGACCUGCGGCGCCUGCUCUCGGGCUCGGAGCGCAUCACCGACAACCUGCUGCAGCUCAUGGCGCGAGACCCCAGCUUCCUCAUGGGGGCAGCGCGCUGCUUGCCCCUGGCUGCGGCCGUGCGCGACGCGGUGAGUGCCAGCCUGCAGCAGGCGCGAGCGCGCAGCCUCGUCUUCUCCAUCCUGCUGGCACGCAACCAGCUGGUGGCGCUCGUGCGCCGCAAGGACCAAUUCCUGCACCCUAUCGACCUGCACCUGCUCUUCAAUCUCAUAAGUUCCUCCUCAUCCUUCCGUGAGGGAGAAGCCUGGACGCCUGUGUGCCUACCCAAAUUUAAUGCAGCCGGCUUCUUCCACGCACACAUCUCUUACCUGGAGCCUGACACCGACCUCUGCUUGUUGCUCGUCUCCACCGACCGGGAGGACUUCUUUGCAGUCUCUGACUGCCGCCGCCGCUUUCAGGAGCGCCUGCGGAAGCGUGGAGCCCACCUGGCGCUGCGGGAGGCACUGCGCACGCCCUACUACAGUGUUGCCCAAGUGGGCAUCCCGGACCUGCGCCACUUCCUCUAUAAAUCAAAGAGCUCGGGACUCUUCACCAGCCCUGAGAUUGAGGCCCCGUACACCAGUGAAGAGGAGCAGGAGCGGCUGCUGGGCCUCUACCAAUACCUGCACAGCCGGGCCCACAAUGCCUCCCGCCCACUCAAGACCAUCUACUACACGGGCCCCAAUGAGAACCUCCUGGCCUGGGUGACAGGUGCCUUUGAGCUCUACAUGUGCUACAGCCCCCUGGGGACCAAGGCAUCUGCCGUCAGUGCCAUCCAUAAGCUGAUGCGCUGGAUCCGCAAAGAAGAAGAUCGCCUCUUCAUCCUCACACCCCUCACCUACUGAUGGGAAUGUGUGUGGGUUCAGCCCUCUUAGGCACACUGGGCAAUGGAAGCUAUGGGAGCCUCCACAUGGGCUGGCCUCUCUUGCCCAGGCAGCAAGCAGGCAGGGACUGUGGGUUGGUGCGUGCAUUAAAGUACUCUGGAGAAGACA
Messenger RNA from Panthera uncia (snow leopard), 2876 nucleotides. It is a transcript of the gene MON1A, whose product is annotated as MON1 homolog A, secretory trafficking associated. Bases 1026 to 2729 code for a protein of 567 amino acids. NCBI's taxonomy places the organism in Eukaryota, Metazoa, Chordata, Mammalia, Carnivora, Felidae. The record is from RefSeq and is a predicted model, not a curated record. The transcript has 5 exons. Gene Ontology annotation, biological process: protein targeting to vacuole; vesicle-mediated transport.